UGUACCUCUGGAAAUCUAAUCCGUUCAUACAAUUACCCGGCCUUCCCCUCCCUGCCGUCUUCUCAAGGUACCGGGGGACUUUGCAAGUAAUUCACACUACUUGAGUUUCAUCUAUCCAGCCUUGUUUUCGCAGCAGUGUUCAUUUACAAAAGCUUCGAUCUAUCGCUUCAGAAAACUAGCUCAAUCUGGAUUCUCCACCUUCCCUCCUUUCGUGACCGCCGUCCUGGGUUGUCCGUAAUCCCGAUCGAUAGAAAGUACUCGAAACGGCACCCUCUUUCCCAUCCACUCCAAGAUGAGCGCGGCUACAAUGUGCCCAGAGCAAGAACCGGUCGCAGAGGUUCCCUCCGCUCAAGUCGAAAUUGACAACCGAUCCGACAACACAACGGACGAUGACCUUUCGCCCUCUGUCACUGCUCCUCCGUCUCUUACUUCGGUACCAUCCCUUCGGCCGGACCGUGAUAUGACAUCGGGGAUAAGUGCUUCGUCUACUCAUUUGGGCCAAAUCAAUGCGGCUCGGCGUGGUGCAGGGGCGCCGACACUGCCGCACGCCUCCAUGAGUGGCGCGCAGCCGGGCGGCUUGAAUCAGGACAUCUUGGCCAAGAUGAAGGCCUUCUCCCUCUCCAGACAGGGUACUCCCCCGCAUUUACCUCAUGCUGUCUCUACCGGAACAAUCCCUUCGUCCAGACCAAGCAUUUCCAGUUCGCCAAGUCCGGUAGGAGGGCCAUCGCCUCCGAUGGGAGGUGCACUUGCCGGACGUCUUCCCCCGACAGCCCGCCCUCAUGGUAAGAAUUGGGCGUCUUCACCCUCAGUGCCGGGAGCUACUGCAGGUUCUCAUUCCCCUUCGCCGAAAACCGGCAGCCUGGCCGCAAAAAGAAUGAAGCCAGGGUUGAAACUGUCAGAUGCCACCGGCCCUGCGACUGGUUCUGGAACUAGCUCGCCUGGCGAUGGAUCUUCGGACGCAUCUGGAGGGUCGGCAUUCAGCAAAUAUUCGGAGUACAUUGACACAAAGGCAGGGACUCUGAAUUUCAAGAACAAGGCGAUCCUGCACGGUGGCGGCGUCGAAUUCUCGUCCGGACAUAGUUUCAGCAUCUCGUUAGAUGAGGUUGAGCGACUGGAUGAGCUAGGUAAGGGCAACUACGGAACGGUCUACAAAGUUCGACAUAGCCGGCCCCAUAUGCGCAAACCCGGUAUGGGGCUUCGCGGCGUCAUUAGUCGUCCAACUGAGAGCUCGACCCCGGAUAGCACUUCUGCGGCUAAGCCCCAGGACAAUCUUUCCGGUUACAUUAUGGCGAUGAAGGAGAUUCGCCUGGAGCUGGAUGAAAACAAGUUUGCCCAGAUCAUAAUGGAGUUGGAUAUUUUGCACCGUUGCGUUUCGCCAUUCAUUAUCGACUUCUACGGCGCUUUCUUUCAGGAGGGUGCGGUCUAUAUGUGUGUGGAAUAUAUGGACGGAGGCUCUAUCGAUAAACUCUACAAGGAUGGCGUACCCGAAAACAUCCUUCGAAAGGUCGCAUUAUCCACCGUUAUGGGAUUGAAGACCCUGAAAGACGAUCAUAACAUCAUUCAUCGGGACGUGAAGCCUACUAAUAUUCUUGUCAACUCUCGAGGUCAAAUCAAGAUUUGCGAUUUCGGCGUGAGCGGCAAUUUGGUCGCCAGUAUUGCGAAGACAAAUAUUGGCUGCCAGAGUUAUAUGGCACCAGAACGUAUUGCAGGAGGCGGCGUGCAGCAGUCCGGCGCGACGGGUGGUGGAACUUACAGUGUGCAGAGCGACAUCUGGAGUUUGGGCCUGACCAUCAUCGAAUGCGCUAUCGGUCGCUAUCCAUAUCCUCCGGAAACUUUUAACAACAUUUUCAGCCAGUUGCAUGCUAUCGUGCAUGGGGAUCCGCCAACAUUACCGGAGGAAGGAUAUUCGGAAGAGGCGCAUGCAUUUGUCCGCGCCUGCUUGGAUAAAAAUCCCAGCAAGCGCCCUUCGUAUAGUACCUUACUGAGACAUCCCUGGCUUGCUCCCUUGAUGCAACCCCCGACGGAGUCAAAUGGGACCGAGGCAACAUCCGCCGCUUCGUCUGACGGCCAACCUGGCGGGCCCGAUACGAGUACUGCGACCGAGGAUGAGGAAGUGGCGGAAUGGGUCAAGGAGCGAAUUGAACGUCGCCAACGGGGACACCUACAAGAGGCAAAGAAACCUGCAUUGCAUGCAGUGGCCCUGGAUGCAGUGCCCGGUAGCCCUCUGCUUGAUGAUCCCUCCUCGCUACCGUCGCUUUCUUAGGACAAUCCUGUCUGGCCAGCUCAUCUCUUAUAAUCACCUGAACAUUUCAUUCUUCUCAAUAAUCUCCAUUCUCUAUCUUCUAUUUCCUGUUGGACCGAGCGAGUGCAUGAACGGAGGACUUGUUGGCGCUGGCGCCGUCUGGGCAGUUCUCCAUUUCCUUCAACCUGCAAUUUUCAUCAUUGAUGCUGUUGUUUCUCUUCAAACUCACAUCUACGUGCUGCAAAGCUUUACUUAUGUGUGAUGAAUUCCGAAAUGUAAAGUACCGGCAGCUUGGAUUCCUAUUGUCUCUCAUGUAAAUAGAUGCAUAACGUUCCGAUACCCUUAUUUCGGGUUAGAUCAUCUCCCAAAAUAGGACAACCUCAUA
Messenger RNA from Aspergillus novofumigatus IBT 16806, 2627 nucleotides. RefSeq names its product mitogen-activated protein kinase kinase PBS2 (gene pbs2). The transcript has 3 exons. Lineage: Eukaryota; Fungi; Ascomycota; Eurotiomycetes; Eurotiales; Aspergillaceae. The record is from RefSeq and is a predicted model, not a curated record. Gene Ontology annotation, biological process: protein phosphorylation; cellular hyperosmotic response; MAPK cascade. Bases 293 to 2263 code for a protein of 656 amino acids. Gene Ontology annotation, molecular function: ATP binding; MAP kinase kinase activity.